AUGGCGCCGCGGGCGCUCGGCAAGGCAGUCCAGGACCUGCCGCGCUUGUCUCGCCUGGCCCGUAGGACAAUCGAGGUCACGGAGGCCGGCAGAGCUGGGCAGGCCGAGAGGGCCCUCGAGCUGUUCGAGGCAAUGCCCGUGAAGAGCCAGGUGUCCUGGAACGCCGCGCUGGCCGCGCUCGUCGACGCCGGCCGCACCGACUGGGCGCUCUCCUUCUUCCGGGAGAUGCCCAGGAGGAACGCCACCUCUUACACCACCAUGAUCGGGGGCCUCUCCCGCGCCGGCGGAGCCGCGGCCGCCGAGGCGCAGCAUCUCUUCGAGGAGCUCCCACUGGAUCAGCACAACGUCUUCACCUGGACGGCCAUGGUGUCGUGCCACGUCCGGAACGGCGAGCCUGGUAAGGCGGUGGAGCUCUUCGUGGCGCUCUAUGCCAAGUUCUUUGCGCGGGGGGUGCUGCCCAAUGCGCACACGUUCAGCUCCCUGCUCAAGGCCUGCGUGGGUGUCCAGUCACUAGCCAUGCUGUUGCAGCUCCAUGGGCUCAUCUUCAAGCUCGUGGACGAAGGGAGCAGGCAUUGUUUCGUGUGGAAUGCUUUGAUUGAUGGGCAUGCCAAGCUGGGCGCACUGUCGGACGCCGAGAAGGUGUUCUACGGGAUGCGGUACAGGGACAUCUGCUCUUGUAACAUCAUGAUGGACGGAUAUUCCCGGCAUAAGCUCGUCGACAGGGCUCUUGAUCUCUUCAGAAUUAUGAGGAAAAAGGAUGCCUCCACGUGGAACAUCAUAAUAUCCUGCCUGGGGGAGAAUAGCCUCGGAGAAGAUGCUCUCCGCCUCUUCAUCGAUCUGGUCAGAUCGGAUGGCCAUUGUGGUGGCAAUGCCAAGGUUUUAAACCCCUCAAUAUACACAACAGUUCUGCACACCUGCUCAGUGCUGGCACUGCUUGCGUUUGGGAGGCAAGUGCAUGCACGCACCGUAAAGGACGGGUUUGGUCAGAGUAACGUCUUCGUCAGCAAUUCUCUGAUGAGCAUGUACAGCAGCUGUGGUGCGACGCUUGAUCUCGAGCAGGUGUUCGAAGAAAUGGCUGUCAGGGACGUCGUGUCAUGGAACUCGUUGAUACAGGGGCUUGGUCAGAACGGCCUUGGGAGGCAAGCUCUGGCAGCUGGAGAGCGCGCCCUGGAACUCGGCAUGUACAAUGGCAACACCUUCAUCUCCAUCCUUACAUCCUGCAGCCACGCCGGGCUGGUUGUGGAGGGGUUGAGCUACUUCGAUGCAAUGGCCAAGAAGCAUGGCGUGGAACCAACACUUGACCACUACAUCAGUGUCAUCGAUCUCCUCGGCCGUGCUGGGAGGCUUGAAGAGGCGUACGACCUGCUCCGGAAGAUGCCGUUCGCGUCGAACGCGUUAGCGUGGCGUACUCUUCUGCACUCUUGCUUGGCCCAUAAGAACAGCGCCAUGGGAAGCAUCGCGGUGCAGGAGCUGAGAGCGCUGCAGCCCGAUGGUGGCGCCGGGAACUAUGAGAGACUGGUGCAGGGCUGCAGAGGCAGCACGGCUGAUGAAACUCAGGCUGGAAGCGAGAAGAGUGCUGAUCACACGCCUGGGUGCAGCUGGGUCACCUGA
Miscanthus lutarioriparius is the source of this 1611-nucleotide messenger RNA. The record is from the annotation of a GenBank genome assembly. Lineage: Eukaryota; Viridiplantae; Streptophyta; Magnoliopsida; Poales; Poaceae.